Molecule: messenger RNA, 456 nt
Organism: Oikopleura dioica
Lineage: Eukaryota; Metazoa; Chordata; Appendicularia; Copelata; Oikopleuridae
Source: the annotation of a GenBank genome assembly
AUGGAUGAAAUAAGGAUAGUAGCUCGCCCAAGAACAGAAUCAUCCAGAUCGUCAAAAAGCGAUCUUAGAGAAAUCCCGAUUGCAAAGCCUCUUCUUGGAGACACUCAAGGACAAGUGACAACUUUUAGGAAGCAAAUCAACAAGCUGAAUCCUGAAAAUCUAACAACUAUUUGCUCCGAAAUUUCAGUUUUCCUUGAAAAGUCGGCGGCUGAUAUCGCUGUCAAACAAACUGGUAUUCAAAAUCAACUUAUUCAAAUCGACCAGGGCCUUGCUAAAGUAGACGAAAGAAUAGAAAAGCAAAAUCUGAGCAAGUACUGCUCCGAAAUGAGCAAGCUUGAAACGAUGCAGUCCCGCACAGAAAAACUUUCAAAAAACCUUCAUGAUCUCGCUAGAUCAAUAAAUAAUAUCAAUAUGAAAUUGCCCGAAGACAAACGCCUGCCACCUCUCAAGUUCUGA